Molecule: messenger RNA, 2096 nt
Organism: Microplitis mediator
Lineage: Eukaryota; Metazoa; Arthropoda; Insecta; Hymenoptera; Braconidae
Product: sialin-like
Exons: 9
Coding region: 610-1986 (458 amino acids)
Biological process (GO): monoatomic anion transport; transmembrane transport
Cellular component (GO): plasma membrane
Molecular function (GO): transmembrane transporter activity
Source: RefSeq, a predicted model, not a curated record
CCCGAUUUAUAAAAACUUUUUUUUUUAUCCAUGCAGUUUCUUCCGCGUGAACUUGUUUAUUCGCAUGACGUGAGACACUGGAUAUGAGACAUUAAACCGGAUAUGAAACAGGCCCCCCCUUAGUGUACUGUAGUGUAGUCUUUACACAAUACACACAUAAGAGGUCUGAUUAAUUGGAAGAGACUCAAUGACUCAUCGUCGUCGUCAUCAUCGUCAUUAUUAUUAUUUUUAUCUUCAGAUACAUACGAUCCAAGAAUGUUUGUGAGAAAAUUGUUGUUUAACAUCUCGGUUACGACUGUCAAUACGCUAGUGUAAUAUAUAUGUGUAUUGUAAAUGUAUACAUAUAUAAAUAUCUAACUGAAAACAUCGUUACAAACUAUGAAGAAAAAAAUUUUCCGUACGAUUGAACGUUUUGCUUCAUGAGAAACCUGGAAUGCGUCAUGGAAAAAUAACUUAUAUACAGCGGCCGUACGAGCGCGGCAUAUUGUCGCAGGACUUGUUGCAGUAGGAUUUGCCCUUUGUGGUGCAGUUGAGGUGAGUUCAUCAGUUGCAUUAUUGGCAAAUCAAGAAGACAAUCAUGCUAUCAUCGAUACAUCGUGGCAUUGUGAUAUGCUGGUUAAUAUCAGUCGUCGAAAUCGUACUGAAGAUUUUGAAGUUAUUCUCUUAGAAUUACCGCAAGAAGAACGAGCAGAGUCAAUUAUGAGAGAAGCAUUUCUAUGGGGACAAGUGGCUGGCCCAAUACUUGGAGGUUGUCUCGUUUGGGGCAGAUCUGGACCAUCGAUGGUUUUUUCCCGAGCUGUUUUAGGCGCUUGUCUAGCUUCUAUACUUGUCCCCGCCGCGUGGAGAGGUCCUUCACACGUUGCUCUAAGACUAUUUCAAGGACUUUGCACAGGCGCAACGAUGCCUGCGGCUCAUAUGUUUGCCAUGACAUGGUUCAAAAGUAACCAUCGGAGUUGGUACUUCAGCUGUUACGCUGCUGUCAGUGUUGGCUACUGUUUAACUGGAUGGAUUGGUACUGCCGCAGUAAGAUCUUUUGGCAGAGAUUCUCUUUGUUAUGGUUUAGUAUUUAUAGCACUUUGUUGGUACUUUACAUUUGGUCAUUUUGUAAAAGACACUCCCAAGUCGUAUCAACAUGACACUACGGGUGCUGUGAUACCGUGGGGUAAAUUACUGAGAUCGGUGCCUGUUUGGGCAUCAGCAGUUGCUACGAUGGGCAAUCAAUGGGGCGAUGCUACUCUGGCUCUUGGCAUGACUAAAUAUCUUAAACUUAUAUACGGAUUCUCAACAGCGAAUAAUUCAGUAUUGACCACAUUGCCUCACAUUGGUCACUUCAUGGCAGCUUUAACAUGUGGUCUUCUUGUUGAUCACGUUCGCGAGUCUGGAAUCGUGUCAACAACAACUGCAAGGAAACUUGUAGUUUAUACAGCGCAUUUUAUACCUGCUGCGUUAUUAUUCGUCGCGGGUUACGCGGGCUGUCAAGCUCUUGGCGCAGCUUGGUUGGGAAUAGCUGCUCUACUAGUGUCUGGUACUGCUCCAGCUGGUGCACUUGCAGCAAUUGCCGAUUUAGCACCAGCAGAAUCUCCAGCAUGUGCUGCUGCUGCAUGUGCACUUUGUUCUACUCUUGGUGCUGCUGGACUACUUGCUGCCAAUUAUUUUGUCACUCAAGCACUUCAUGGAUCGAUCGCCGGGUCAUGGCGCCUCGUUUUUGGCGUAGCAUCGCUCGUUCUUUUAUUAACAGCAGCAGUUUUUUUGGCCUUAGGAAAAGGCGUACCUCAGCCGUGGAUUCCCUCUGUCGCACGACCUCGUAGUCACGAUGUAAUUUACGAACAAGAUGCAUUCGAACUAGACUACGAAGACGUUGCCGUACAAACAGAGCCGUUUAAUUCUUACACUCUCGAUGAAGAUAUCGAAAGUAAUAGUAAAGACAUACCGCGAUCGACGUCAAUCCAAUCAAAAUUAUCGGUCGCAACAUCUACUAUUAAUUAAUUAAUCAUAAAUAUAUACCUAUAUAUUUUUAAUUGUAUAUUUUUUAAUUACUUUAAUUGUAAGAUAUAAAAACGAAACAAAAAAAUUUUAAUAAAGUAGAUUAUUUUUAU